Acanthaster planci (crown-of-thorns starfish) is the source of this 1336-nucleotide messenger RNA. RefSeq names its product metal cation symporter ZIP14-like. The record is from RefSeq and is a predicted model, not a curated record. Gene Ontology annotation, biological process: intracellular monoatomic cation homeostasis; zinc ion import across plasma membrane. Gene Ontology annotation, cellular component: plasma membrane. Gene Ontology annotation, molecular function: zinc ion transmembrane transporter activity; monoatomic cation:bicarbonate symporter activity. NCBI's taxonomy places the organism in Eukaryota, Metazoa, Echinodermata, Asteroidea, Valvatida, Acanthasteridae.
AUGGUAGCCGUUCCAACCCACGGGUCCAGAUUCUAUGCUGCUGUCAUGCAGUUUUUUGUCGCUCUAGCCGUUAGCUCGCUGUCCGGGGAUGCCCUGCUGCAUCUUCUACCUGAGGCUCUUGGUAUCCAUGACAUCCAAAAGACGGAAGACCAACCAAACCACACAUUCAUCAUUCUCACCGUCAUCUUAGCUGUCUACUUCUUCUUCAUCUUCGAGCGGGUGAUGUCGCUGUGUCUUAAAGAAAAACCGUACGGACACGGCCAUGUGCAUUCCCGGCCUCGGCGAGAGACUUUCGUUGAUGAGAAUAGCUGUGACAUGCACGCUGAUGCAAUGAUGGCAGUCGCCAUGGAGAACCAAGAUGACAAGAAGACAAAUGAAACUGACGAUGGACAGCAAGACGAUAAGGAGGUGGAAGAAGAAAUAUCCACGGAAAAGAAAAUGGACAAAGAAGAGGAAGUUUCCAAAGUCCAAAAACCACAACCAAGAAUAUUUGGUCUGAAUAUGCUGUCGAUCAUGGUGUUGAUCGGAGACGCAGUUCAUAACGUCACCGAUGGUAUCACCAUUGGUGUCUCUUUCGUCAAAGGUCCGUUCGUUGGUGCAUCGACAACCAUCGCUGUCUUCUUCCACGAGGUUCCGCACGAAGUUGGUGAUUUUGCUGUGAUGCUUCGGAAUGGUGUUUCAUUUCGGAAGGCCAUGGUGUGCAGUCUGCUCAGUAAUUUAGCAGGAUUCGCUGGGCUGUACGCCGGGCUCCUUCUGGGCAGCGAAAACGUGGUUCAGAGGUGGAUCUUCGCCGCUACAGCGGGGAUGUUCCUCUAUAUAGCAUUAGUCAGCCUGGUUCCAGAGAUGAACCAACAGGCAGAGGAGGCUGAUCACAAGCCCUGGAGGGUUUUCCUCAGGCAUAACAUCGGUCUACUACUGGGUUGGGCCAUCAUGUUGGCUCUUGGGGUAUUCGAGUAGAACACUGAGAAUUUAUGUUAGACGUGCAUUAGGCUGAACAAGUACUUGACGAAGUAGACCAUUUUAACAGAGCUGAUUGAGGUUAAAGCGGCAUUCUUUUCAAACUGAAUGACAACAGAGUUCGUGCAUUCCGGUUUACAGUGAAAGAAAUCGCUUAUUGUUUUAGUACUAGAUUCUAAACAUCUCGUUGGAUUCAUUUCGUCCAGAAUGGACGGGAAAGUGUAAAUGCAACGACUCGAGAAGAAGUCGAAAAUGGGAAAACUAUUGUUUGUACACACAAAGGCAUCGAGGGAGAAGGGGGCAAGUGAAAAUAAAAAAGAAAAAAAUUGAAAAAAGCGACAGAAAUGAGCGAUGAAAGAGGAUUAAAAUCGCCAAUUUG